AUGGCUCAAAGAUCUGAUAUGUGGGCGUACCUUCCGGCCUUGCUCGCCGCCGCCAGAGAUUUCACCACUCUGGGCUUGCACUGGCAGACUGCUGCCGCGGAUGCACAGUGCCCGAGCUUGCCCGCGAUCCCGGCCUGUCCUGAGCUGGUCUGCGCGACUGGGCCGACCUGCCCAGCGGCGCAAUGCGAGUGCGCGUGCCCGGUCCAGGAGCCGGGCUACUGGCUGCUGCUGGCGGGGGCUGGGGUGGCGACGGCCGCGGGGCUGGCCGGCCUGUGCCUGGGGGCGGGCGUGAGCUACGCGCUCGGCCGCAUCGCAUGCCCCCGGGCUGCGAGCCGAUCCGCCGUUGGCGCCGCCGCGCCAGCCGUGGGCGACGCCGUCUCGACCGAGGCGAGAGCGCUGCCGCGGGCGCUUGAUAUCAGAGAGCCGCAGACAGUCGUUCACUUUGAUGCGGAUCCAUUGCCUUGGCAUCACAGAGUUCUGCUUCAUCAUCUGGGUGAUGGCGCUUGGCUGUGCCUGACGCCAGACACGGAGAUCACCCGCCACGAUCUGAAUUCUCUUCGUCCUUAUGUCUUGGAUCGUGGCGCCCUCUUCCCCGCGUGGGCGUUGGCUGGACUGUACUCGUUCGACCCUGUGGGUCCAGGGGAGCUGGCCGAGAUGAAGCGCCAGGCGAGACAGCGAGCAGCGCUGCUCGGAGCUGGCGACGCGCUGGAGGAGGAGGCGCAGGUAUGGGUGAUCAGUGAUCCGCGUGAUGCUCGGUUCGGCGAAGUGCUGGAUGAGCAGGCGGUAGAGAACCCAGCCAGGCGUGUGCACUUGCGUCGGAUGGGUGUGAUCUCUCUGGACGGCACAGAGCGGACGAUCGUGAAGAUCGGUCGCGAAGAGCGGGGCGAUUGGAUGGGGGACCAGCGUGAGGGCGUUGUGGACAUCCGGCUGUUCGGGGACCACCGCUCGAAGUUGGGCCGUCGCGACGUCGACUUUCGUGACGCCGUCGAGAUGAUGGAGCAGGUUGAGCUGGCGGACAGUCCAGACAUCGGUCCUCGUGCGAUGGGUGAGUACUUGACGCGUGUUGCCGUCGGCACAGGAAACUUGACGGCCUACCAGGCUGAGUGGCCGAGGCUGAGCGGCGUCUUCGCGGGAGAAGCUCAGAACCAUGAGCAUCGUGUCCUUUUGGAGAUCAUUCGCCGCGCGAUCUGCCUCGACCAGCUGAAUGUUAAGAACCUCCACUGCAUGGAGGCGGCGGUGCGUCGGGCCAUGCAGAUUGAGAUGGUGGUGGCCAGGCAUCCUCGGCAUCCCGACUUCUCGGGGCUCGAGGAUAUCAUCUCAGGCCCGACGCAGUCGUCUGGAUCAGCAUCGGUGCCGAAGUACCUGGAGCACGUGGUUGCUCGCCAGAAGGACCGUGCGAACAUCCUGAAGCAGAUGCGAUGGCAUAAGGAAGAGCUGGAGCGGGUUCGACCUGGCAGCGACGACAAGGAUAAGCGACUGGAGUGCGAGGCCAGCCCAAGUGCGACUGGUGACUGGUGGCCUCGCGGCCAGUGGCUCCACAACGACCCCUUCCCGUUGCCCGUGGCGGAGGUCGAGGCGAGGCCCGUGGGGGCCCCGCGCUCUACCGCGCGGCGGUGGAGGGUCAGGUCUGAGAGGCAGCGGCGAGUUUCUGAAGCAGUUGAGAUGCUCAACUACCUCGCCGCCCCACGUGUGAAUUCAGGAUGCGACAAAGCUCGAAGUGUUAGGCCGCAUGGAGGUGCCCCGACAGCAGUGCAGCGCAGCGUGCUAGAGUCGGUCCAGGAGUGGGUCGGCUUCUUCGGGGGCCCUCCUUGCGAAGCGGUGGACGGCGAGAGGUCCCUCCGGGAGAUCCUCUUACCCACUGACCAGUACGAACUGGAGCCGCAGCAUUUGGCCAGCUACGACGUCACGCGCUUGCGGGUGUGCAAGGGGGACAUCCGCCCAGUGCCCGUGGCUGAGUUGCUGCCCGCCGAGGCGGCAGUUUUUUUGCGACACUUUCGAAGCCAAAUAGAGCUCACUGCGUCCGAGGCGGCAGAUCGGAUCCAGCAGGCUGGUGGACUUCCAGAGCCUUCCUGGGAUCCAGUGCUGCGAGGCGACGCUGAGCUGCGACGUGACUUUUUUCGCCGACUUGCUAAGAUCGGCAUCGUGGGCUUUCGGCGGGUCAUCGAGUUCCGCUGUGGCGCUUUCGUGCAUAAGAAGGACGGCGACAUUCGUUUCAUCUGCGAUGCGAGGGCGACUAACAUGUGUCAUCGCCCCCCGCCUCGGACAGCGUUGGGAGGGGCAGCUAGCCUCUCGGAGAUCGACCUGAGCAGCUAUGCGACGUCGCUCGGGGGCUCUGGUGGCGUGUGCGAGCCCCGCUUCUCCUGGGCCGAUGUCAAGGACUGCUUCUACCAGCUCGCCAACGAAGAGAUGGGCAGCUGGUUCGGGUUCGACUCGCCGCUGACCGUCGAGGAGUGGGACCUCGACCUCCAGCGGGUCUGGGACGACGAGGAGGUCGUCUCGCAUCACGUUCGACAAUCCUGUGUUGAUGGUGAUCGUCAGCUGCUUCGUGACAAGCGUCCUGCCCCACUGCUUCGGCCAGGCAAGCCGCUCGCCGCCGUGUGCGUGGGCAACUUCACGGGCGUCGGCGGCUCGGCGGCGGACGCCCGGGAGGGCGUGGAGGCCUUCCAUGGGCAGGCGGCCGAGGCUGGGCUGGGGCUGCACGCGGCCGAGGUCGCGGUGGAGGAGCUCGAGAGCCUGGGCCUGGUGCUGUUCAGUGCCGACCGCCGUGUGCGUCAGAAGCCGCGGCGGGUGUGGCGUUUCUACUUCGCCACGAAGGCGCUGCUGAGGCGUGGGCGGGCCAGCGGCGCCGAGCUCAGGACCUGGGCUGGGCGUGCCGUGUCGCUCCUCGGGCUUCAGCCGUGCCUCCUCUCCAUCCUGCAAGAGGUCUACCACUUCAUCGGCGACGGCAGUCGGCGACGCAUGGCUUUCCCAAAGCUGGUGCGGGGCGAGCUCCGCAUGGCAGCGAUCGCCGUCUUCCUGACCGAGGUGGGCCUGGGCGCCCCCCUGUCCGACGAGGUGCGCGUCUCUGACUCCUCGACGGGCGGCUUCUGCCUGAUGUACGGGAAGAAGCCGCUGCGGGCCGUGUGGGGCGCCUGUCGCUGGCGCGAGCGCUGGCGCUUCGUGGAGGUGGAGGCGGAGGUGAGCACGGGCGUCUACACCGCGGCCUACCUCAACCAGCUCCGUGGCGUCACAGACGGCUUCGGGUCCACGCUGGAUGAGGGCGCUCCGAAGUUCCCCGACCCACACGCUCUCACCGACGGCUCUGGGUGGACCGCCGCCGUCGAGGGCCGGUGGCGGUACGACGAACACAUCAACGUGAAGGAGGGCAGGAUCUGCGUGGCGGGCCUGCGGCGGUUCUGCCGCGCGGCGGCCUACAGCGUGGGCUGCCGCGUGCGCUGGCGGGUCAGGCAUGUCCCGACAUAUUUGAAUGUCGCCGACGCAGGGUCUCGGAGGCACGAGGCGCCCGACCCUGAGUGGCUAAAGCAGAGAAAGAAGGAGCGGCAACCUGGAGUAUCGCGCGUCGUGGAGUUCGGAACCUUCGUCGAGCUAGAAUUUUGGAGCGUCUCGGGGUCGAGUUUGCUGUCUUCACUUCAGAAGUUGUUCGAGAAUGUCAACGCUGUGGAGUUGGUUGGAGUAUUGAAAAAUCCCAUGACCUCGGGCCUCUGGAGCUUCCCUCCAAUUGGUCGCCUUGCGGGCCUCAAAGGUGCUCAGUGGAUGCGAUUCCCUAUGUGUGCUUACGGCGCUCCGCAUCAAAAGUGGACCCUGGUGCUCGCGAACAUCCCGGAGCUGCGGGGCCUGUCGGCUCCCUGUACCCAUCGUCGUCAUGUACCUCUAGUGGGUAAAGCUCGGGCUCCUGAUGGCUCUGGGGGUCACGUCUGGCGCAAUCUCACGGCCCUGGCUGGUCAGUAUCCGUCGGCUUUGUGCUCGAGCUGGGCAUCGGUUCUGAGCGAGAUUGCACUUCUGGCAGCACGGGGGCCUGAUGUCCCCUGGGGCGGCGAGUGGCUCGCAGCUGCGCGGGCGCUGGUGCGGCUUCCUCAGCGCGCUGCUGGCAAGCCUCAUGUACCGCCGCCGACGAAGCAGCGGGCUGCGACGCGGUGUGUCGGGCCGCCGAUGCCUACCUCAGCCAGCACGGCGCCCCCUUCGGCACGGCGAGCGCCGCCGAGCGGGCGCGGCUCCGACGGCGUGGGGAGGCCCUCGACCUUCCAGUCGCCCCGCCGCUGGGUCUCGGCUAAGGCGAAGGCCAGCAGCCGACGGCGUCGUGCGGCCAGCGCCGGAGGCUCCAGAGUCGAGUACAUGCGGCAGAUGUCGGUGGCGGCCUUUACUCUGACGUUCUACCGUUCCGCCGUGGACUCGUUCGAGGAGUGGUGCCGAGAAGAAGGUAGGCAGUCUAACAGUACGCAGAGCGCUGAUGAGAAUAUGGUGCGUUGGUUUUCCGGCAUGUUCUUCGAUGGCAUGGGCCCGGGGACGGGUCGCAAUGGUUUGUUUGGCUGGGUCUUGCUGCGAGGCGAUCGUUUUCAGGAUGGUCGCCAGCUUCUGCCCCGCGCCCGCCGUCAGCUGAAGGCCUGGGGGCGGGCAGAUCCAGGCGCCAUGGGGCUACCAUGCCCGCUGGUGUUGGUGUAUGCCAUCGCUCUCGACCUGCUGAAUCGGGGCUUGGUUCGCAUGGCAGCGUGUGUCGUCUUACAGACCGACUUGUACUCCAGGCCCUCGGAGACGUUGACACUCUCGGAGGCUGACAUCCUCCACAGUCAGCCCGCGGCUGGCCGUGCCUUUGCUGGCCGCUGGGCUGUGGUGUUCGCCCCCGGCGAGUCGGGGCGGCGGACCGAGACGGGUCAGGUGGACGAUGCGGUCGACGUCGGAAUCUGCGGUCGGGAGUGGGUCCGAGAUGUGGCGUCGGCCCUCAAAGAUUCGGUUCACCCCGGCCAGCGUGUCUUCGAUUUCGACUUGCCCACCUAUGAGAGACAGUUCAAGGUAUCCCUCAAGCGCCAGAGGCUUCAGGCUGUCGGAGGAUCGCCGCAUUGGCUUCGGCGCUCAGGGCCCUCCAAUGACAGAUUCGAGGCAAAGUUAGAUUUGCAGGCGAUCCAAGAACGUGGCCGCUGGAUCAGUUUCAAGAGUGUCACGCGUUAUGAGAAGCAUGCCGAGCUGUUGAAACAACUUGAGAGGUGUGAUCCUGGCCAGAUUCGAAACGCAAAGCACGCCGAUACAGUCCUUCCUGAGCGGCUGUUGCACUCGCUUCGAGAGUUCUCGGUCUUGCGACCAGUCCCGAGGAUAUCGGGAGGUUUGGCCAAGAGAUAG
Molecule: messenger RNA, 5331 nt
Organism: Prorocentrum cordatum
Lineage: Eukaryota; Dinophyceae; Prorocentrales; Prorocentraceae
Source: the annotation of a GenBank genome assembly